AUGGAGGAAGAUAGAUCUCUCAAACAUCACAUGUUACCAUCUCUUGAUGGCGCCACAACGGGAAUUGCUAGACCUCAUGAACAAGCUAAGGCAAUUACCUUGAGGAGCGGAACCAUACUAGAGGGGCCAAAAGUUCCUAAUGAGGUGGUAAUAGAGAAGGAAAGCGACAAGAUCGGCAAGUCGGAAGAAAAGGAAGAGGAAGUAAUUUUGAAGCCAUAUGCUCCUAAACUUCCUUAUCUUCAAAGGAUGAAGAAAGUAGAAGAUGACAAGAAUUUCUCCAAAUUUCUUGACAUGUUUCGCAAGAUUCACAUCAACAUUCCGCUUACCGAGGCAAUUUCCCAAAUGCCUAAGUAUGCUAAAUACUUGAAAGAAAUCAUCUCAAAUAAGAGAAAAUUUGAUGAUGUGGGAACGGUCACGCUAACCGAAGAAUGUAGCGCACUCAUUCAAAACAAGCCUCCUCAAAAGGCGAAAGAUCCGGGAAGCUUCACUAUUCCAUGCAUCAUUGGUGAAACGGAAUUUGGUAAGGUACUUUGUGAUCUUGGUGCAAGCAUUAAUUUAAUGCCUUUGUCUAUUUGCAGGAAAUUGGGUAUGGUGAAGGAGAUGAUGAACACUACUGUUUCUCUACAAUUGGCGGACAAGUCAAUUACUUACCCAAGUGGAGUGCUUGAAGAUAUCCUAAUCAAAGUCGAUAAAUUCAUAUUUCCUAUUGAUUUUAUUGUCCUUGACAUGGAGGAAGAUAAAGAAGUUCCACUCCUCUUGGGUAGACCUUUCCUCGCAACUAGCAAAGCCAUCAUAGAUGUGGAAGGAGGUAAGUUGACCUUGAGAGUAGGUUAA
Mercurialis annua (annual mercury) is the source of this 834-nucleotide messenger RNA. RefSeq lists its product as uncharacterized. The transcript has 2 exons. The record is from RefSeq and is a predicted model, not a curated record. Bases 1 to 834 code for a protein of 277 amino acids. Lineage: Eukaryota; Viridiplantae; Streptophyta; Magnoliopsida; Malpighiales; Euphorbiaceae.